Molecule: messenger RNA, 492 nt
Organism: Kwoniella botswanensis
Lineage: Eukaryota; Fungi; Basidiomycota; Tremellomycetes; Tremellales; Cryptococcaceae
Exons: 6
Coding region: 1-492 (163 amino acids)
Biological process (GO): N-terminal protein amino acid acetylation
Cellular component (GO): NatA complex
Molecular function (GO): protein N-terminal-serine acetyltransferase activity; protein-N-terminal-glutamate acetyltransferase activity
Source: RefSeq, a predicted model, not a curated record
AUGGACAUCCGUCAGGCAACUAUCGAUGAUUUGAUAGGUAUGCAAAAUGCCAAUUUACUAAACCUCCCAGAGAACUAUACAUUCAAAUAUUAUCUGUAUCACGCUUUGACAUGGCCUGAAUUGUCUUAUGUGGCUGUUGAUCCCAGGGGACGUAUAGUAGGAUACAUAUUAGCUAAGAUGGAAGACGAACCCUCACCUAAUACCGAACCAAGUGGUCAUGUCACCUCCAUAUCUGUUCUUAGACCUUACAGGCGGUUGGGUCUAGCUAAUAAAUUGAUGAAACAAGCUCAAGAAGCAAUGGUAGCUCAUUACAAAGCUUCGCAUAUCACUUUACAUGUCCGUAAAUCGAAUCGAGCGGCCAUUUCACUAUAUAGAGAUACCUUAGGAUUCGAAGUUCAUGCGAUGGAGAAAGGAUAUUAUGCCGAUGGUGAAGAUGCUUAUGGUAUGAGGUAUAUGUUCAACAAGAAGUCAGAAACAGAAUCAUCAUCAUAG